Oryzias melastigma (Indian medaka) is the source of this 9735-nucleotide messenger RNA. RefSeq names its product xin actin binding repeat containing 1 (gene xirp1). Gene Ontology annotation, biological process: actin filament organization; actin cytoskeleton organization. The record is from RefSeq and is a predicted model, not a curated record. Gene Ontology annotation, cellular component: stress fiber; focal adhesion. The coding region runs from base 797 to 8245 and encodes 2482 amino acids. The transcript is spliced from 8 exons. NCBI's taxonomy places the organism in Eukaryota, Metazoa, Chordata, Actinopteri, Beloniformes, Adrianichthyidae. Gene Ontology annotation, molecular function: actin filament binding.
CAAGAUUUGUGGGUUGGAAUGACAUCACUGAAACCUUUCUAAACUUUUACAACUUCAUUUUGAUGAACAACUAUCAUUAUCUCUGACUGAAGAAUAACUUAUGUCACCAAUAAUGUACUAGCAUUACCAGUUAUGUGUCUUUAGAUUUAAGUCAAAGCAAAUAUUUUAAGAUGUUAUUUUUAUUUAGUCAUUUCUACCCUUUCCUUAAAUCAGGGUUUGGGUUUUGUUUGUGCCAUGAAAGAUUAAGCUUCAUGUCGUAAAAGCCGCUCAAAUAAAAAGCUUACUCCACGUUAAUGUGCAACAAAACUGACCAUGUCAACACAAUUUGUUCCUGCAACUUUUGAACACCAGCUGACUGUCAAACCACCUUCUACUACCAAGAGAAACGAUCUCUACCCUGUCCCACAUGCACCGUCAGCUUUUACCACACUUUAAUUGGGUUUGUUGUCAGCAAGAAAUCUGCAAUUACUUAAAAAAAAUGUUUAUAUAGAUUGAACACAAAAAAGCAAAGAAACAUCGAGAUGAAUGAGUGAGAUGUUUGAGGAAGACAUAAAAAUCAGAGAAACAGGCUGGAUGUAUUUUUAGUUUGACCGUUAUUUAUGCUCCAAAGCCAAAAAAGUCAUCAGGUGAUGUUACAGUGACAAAUUUCAUCUCCGGAAGUCCAUAAUCACAAGGCUUGAAAGGACUUUGACCACCACAAACUGGUGUCUCAAGAGAGGAGCUCCAAAUCCUCAGGUCAAACGGAGAGGGAGAGAUUCACCUGCAGGCUUUUCUGCUCAGCUGUUGUUUGACGAGAAUGGAGGUUUUUGGCCUGAGGAGGACUCAGUCCCUGAGGAGCCUUUCUGGGGCUCAGGAGAGGUCAUGGGUCAUGCCUGCUGCAGCAAACUGGAACAGAAAGUCGGUUUCCCAGCUGGUGCAACAUUACCAAAGUUGUGCUGAUCUGAGCAGUUGUGAAAAAGCAGAGCAGAAGCUUGAGGCUUCAGAGAACUGUGUGGACGAUGGCUGCAGAUUUGACAGCAGGAAGAGUCAGGCCGUGUGGGAAUCAGGGAGACUCAGUGCUCAUUCCAGAAGUCGUUCUAUGGACUUCCUACCACAGAAGGACAAGUUGGGCACCAGGGCUCUAUGUGCGCUAUUUGAGUCCAAGGCCACCCUGCAGCAGAGCUUUAACAGCAGCCCCAGGCUCAACUCAUUCUCUGAAGUAGAUGGUAAAGCUAUGAUUGACUGCCCUCUGCAGGACAAAGUGAGUCAUAACACCACUCCAAAGGACACCUGGAUUCAGAGAACAACACAGGAGGAUGUGGGAAAGCCCACGAAUGGGCGUUACAGCCGAGCUGCGAGACAGUCACAUGAUGACAAAUAUAACUCAUCAGUGAGCAGGAGCAGCCCCCCCACAACAAAAAGCAGAGACAGGGCAACGACCUCCCCAUCAGUCAGAGACAGAUCAGCGCUCUAUCUGUCAAGAGCAGCAGCAGACUCCACCGGAGGCCCAGUACAUCCGGAAGUGACUGAAAAUUCAGCAACGCGGACUAAAAGGAGCAAGAUGGCCGAAGCAGUCAGUAGAGUGAGAGUCUCUCAACCACCUCAUGAAGAAGAAGACCUGCCCCCUCCUCCACCUCCUCCUGUACCAUCUAGGCCCACAGACUAUGAAGAUCCUGCAGCACUUCCUGUGCCUCCCCCCAAAGAAACCUUCUCCUCGUUCUACGAGCAAAGGCAGAAGAGUGAGCUGAAGAGGCUCUUCAAACACAUCCACCCUGACCUGCGGGCGGGGCUCGAUGAUGCAGUGGAUGACGAUAUCAUGAAGGCGGUGCAGUCGGAGGGCAACCAGGACCCAGCCUACAGUGGUGAAGUGCAGUCCAUGAAGUGGAUCUUUGAGAACUGGACUCUGGACAACAUUGGAGAUCCCCAUGAAACCAGAAAGUUACUGCUCGAGGAGGAGUUGAAAGGUGGAGAUGUCAGAAACACCUCUCUAGUGUUUGAGGGCAAUGAGAACCCCAUCCUCAAACCUGUUGAGCGCCAAACCUCCGUCAUGGGAGAUGUAAGAACAUCCAUGUGGUUAUUUGAGACCCAGCCUUUAGACUCCUUCAAUAAACCAAAUAGCGAAGAGAGCGAACUUGUUGAGGCACUUCUGAAAGAGCCGAUCCAGCCUGGCAACGUCAGAGGGACUCGGCUUCUUUUUGAGUCCAAACCUCUGAGUGACUUGGGCCGAAGCAACUCCUGUGUGGAUCACAGCUUCCUCAAGCUUAAAUCAGAGCUUCAGGAGCAGAAAGGAGACGUUCAGAAGACUGUGAAGCUCUUCCAGACAGAUCCUGGCUGUGCCAUCAGAGACACCAGCGGCAACAUCCACGAGAUUAAAUCCAUCUGCAGGGAGGAGAUCAACAGCAGUGAAAUCCGUACAGCCCGUUGGCUUUUUGAAACUCAGCCUUUGGACCUGAUCAAUAAAGGCAGUGAUGGAGUGAAAAUAAUUCGGGGUAUAUCUCUGGAAGAAGGACAGAAAGGAGGCGUUGAUCAAAAGAGGUGGAUGUUUGAAACUCAGACAUUCGACACAAUUCAAGAAGUUGUUGGCACAGACAAGCUUGAAGCUCAAGUGGCCAUCUGUCCUGGAGAGGCUGACGUCAGCAACAAAAGGAAGCUCUUUGAAAUGCAGCCACUGGCAAGUCUAAAAGGGGACGCUGACGAAACAUUUGUGGAGAAAGAAGAGGUGAUUGGUGGAGAUGUCAAGACUUCUCUGUGGCUGUUUGAAACUCAGCCCAUGGAGGCCUUUGGUGAAAACUAUGAGGUUGGGCACUUGAAGAAAAUUACCAUUUCAGCUGAAGAACAAGGAGAAGUAAGAGACAGAAAGCAAUUAUUUCAGAAUGGCGGCACACAUGAGGACAUCUUACCAAAAGAACAGGUGAUGGAAAAGGGGGAUGUAAAGGGAUUCAAGCAACUUUUUGAAACAAUUGUCUCGAGCAAAAGUGCUCAAAGUCAGGAGACUUUUGCAAAAGUAAAGACCAUUGAAGGUGGAAAUGUCAAAGAAAAUAAGCUGAAGUUUGAAACAACUCCUUUAUACGCAAUCAAAGACAGCUCUGGAAACCUCCAUGAGGUUACAACUGUCAGUCGAGAGGAAUUCAUCAAGGGGAAAGUCAAAAACUACAAGUGGAUGUUUGAGACCAAGCCUUUAGACCAGCUAGCAGAGAGAAAAGGAAGUGUUGAGGUGAUCAAGGGAAUCACCAGACAGGAGGAGAGCACAGGUGAUGUCAAGAUGGCUAAGUGGCUUUUUGAAACUCAGACAAUAGAUAACAUCCAUUGCAAGGUCAACCAGACAGAAAAAACUUCUGCAGAGAAAGGGGAGCUUUGCAAAGGGGACGUGAAGUCCUGCAAAUGGUUAUUUGAGACCCAACCAAUGAAUGUUCGAUACGAAAAAUCAGAAAAACUGAAGAAUGAAGAUUUAACUGAUGGUACCAAUGUCAAGUCUAUUACCUGGCUAUUUGAGUCUCAGCCUCUCGACAACAUCAGACACGGUGAGCCAUACAACUUGAGACUAUGUGGGACUGUUCAGGAUUCUGUCAAAUCGAAAGUCGACAUUCAAACAGUCAAACAUCUUUUUGAAACUGAAACCUUGGACAGAAUAAGAAAAGAUUCAGAUUCAGAACAAGACCUGAGGUGUAUCAGUCAGGUUGACUUUCAGUCAGGUGAUGUCUCUCGUGUCAAGGAGCUUUUUGAGUCCCACUCACUUGAUGAAAUAGGAUCAGAAAUUGUGAAAACCUCUGAAAGUCAGAGCCAAGAGGAACAGAUUGAAAAAGGCUCGGUUCAUAAAGUUACUUGGAUGUUUGAGAACUGCCCCAUGAACUUAAUCAACAAGGAUAACGAUGAAGCAAAUACGCAGAAACUCUUUUGUGAAAGUGGCGAUGUACAGAACAAGAAGUUUAUAUUUGAAACAUCCUCUCUGGACAGAAUCCAAAAGAAGCCCUUAGAAGAGGUUUCAGCCUCUGUGGAAGGACCUGCGAGCAAUGUUGACGUGAAGUCGAGCACCAUGAUGUUUGAGUCCCUGCCGCUGUAUGCUAUUAGAGACAAGGAGGGCCAGUUUCAUGAGGUGACAACUGUGAAAAAGGAAGAGGUAUUGAGUGGUGAUGUUAGAGGAGCAAGGUGGAUGUUUGAGACAAAACCGCUCGAUGCCAUCAAAGCAGAAAAGGAGGUCUACGUGAUACGAGCCGUCACACAAGAAGAUGUCAAGAAAGGUGGCGUUGAAUCUGCCAGGUGGAAGUUUGAGACCCAACCUCUGGACUCUUUUGGCAGCCAAGAGGAGCCUUCAGUCAGGGUUUCUGAAGACUUUGGAAGCAGCAGUGUGCAGGAAAAUAAAAAGCUGUUUGAGUCUGAUCAGUCAAACCAGAAGUUUGUAAGAACGGUGAGUGUCACUGAUGUCCAACGUGGUGACGUGAGGACUUCGACCUGGCUCUUUGAGAAUCAGACCAUUGACCGUCUGAAGGGGGAACCUGAGGAGCAGAGUCAAGUGAAAAGAGUCCACAGAGAAGACAGCCAGAAAGGCGAUGUAAAGCGCUGCACCUGGCUAUUUGAAUCCCAGCCGCUGGACAAAAUCAAGGACUCAGAAAACACUACAGUCCAAGAUGUCGAGGAGAUGCCUAAAGCUGAUGUAAAGUGCACCACCUGGCUCUUUGAGACCACCCCACUGGACAAAAUCACCGCCAACAGUGUGACUGACACUCUUUCUUACUUGCACCAAAACCAUUUUGUGCAAUCAAGUGGUAUUGUCAUAGAAGCCAAAGAGAGCAAGACUAUUACCAUGGCAAAGUAUCUGCUUGAGAGCAACACGGGUGUGCAGAUUCAGAAGGAGGAUGUGGUUGAAGGCAACAUCAGUAACAUCAUGCUCCAGCUCCUGCUAACGCCAACACUGGCACCACAAAUCACCCUUCUGAGACAAACAGAGAAAGGUGAAGUUAACACCACAGUGGUUGAGCUUCCAGUCUUGGAGUUGACUUACUCUACCACCAUUGACAGUGAUCAAAGAGUUAGAAACAUAGUCCAAACAAUAGACCAGCUUCUCAUUCCAAAUAAGAAUCUCAAGAAGGGAAUCAUAAUGCAAGAGACUGGAGAGGGGCGAGCAGAAAUGUCUGUUUAUUCACUUUACAUCAACACAGAAACCAGAACUGAGAGUCAUGUCACAGAGAGAGGAGAUGUUAAGUCUACCAUUGGAAACCUGUUGGCGUCUGCUCACAGUCAAAGACCAGCAGUUUCAUGCAGAGUGGACGAAAGUGAGAAAGGAAAUGUGAAUUUGUACAAAAGCUGCAUUGAGAAAGGAGACCUUGAAUAUCUGAGGAGUCUUCAUGCUGAGGCAUCUGAGAGUGAAGUCGAUGACGGUCUCUUGGUGAAGGAGCAGUUAGACACAGUUCAUGGGAGCGUGAAGGAAGCCAAGAAAAGCCUUUGCCACCAAAAGGAGCACAUCGAAAGAUCCAUUUGUGAUGUUUUACCGGGAGAUGUAAAGAACACCAAAAAGGUUUUUUCCUCUGAGUGUGCGCUUAGCAUUGACAGCUGCAUGUCAAAGGAAGAAAUCAUCCCUGGUGAUGUUUCAUCAGCAAAGCAACAACUUUUUGUGAAGCAACCAAUCGUUUUGGACAAAGAAGAGGUUGUUGCAGGAGACAUCAAAGCAACCAUGGAGUCUUUGGAGCUUGCAAAAGAGCAGAGCAUGCACAUGGAACGGGAGAUAAUUGUGCCUGGAACAAUCUACGACAUGGACCUGUCAACCCAAGGUCCCAUAGAAGAAGGGAAUCAAGCACAAAAGGAGGUCAUUAUAUCUGGAAACGUGAAAGCAGCAAAAAGAUCUCUUGAAAUGGCAAAGCAGCAAAGCAUGCACGUGGAGCGAGAGGUUGUUGUUCCUGGAAAAAUCUACAACUUGAGCACAAUGGCCCAAGAAGAAAGCUCCACCACUGUGAUGCAAUCCUCACACUCUUCCUCCUCCAAGUGCCAGCAAAUCAGGACUCAUCCCAAGGUCAGUGAUGCAGAGAGGAAUCAUAGAGGCCAGAUUUUCUUUGAGGCUUGUCGACCAAGUGAAUUUGUAGACAAUAGUUGUGCAACAGAGUCAAAACCACGCUCUGAUGUUUGUGAUUUUAAUGGUCACACAACUGAAGAUGAGACAGAGGAAAUCAUUAAGGGAGAUGUGAAGGCAGCGAUCAGGUCUCUGCAGAGUCCACCGGCAGAUCACAAGAUUGUAGAAAAAAACAACGUUGUAAGAGGAAAUAUGCAAUUGGCUUUGGAGUCUCUAGAGAAAUCUAAUAUAAAUGUGUCCAGAGGAGACUACAAAGCUGCCAUGAUAUACAGGAAUUCAGGCAGGGCUUGUUCAAGGAGAAACAGGACUGUUCACAAUCAUUGUGCUGUGGUGUCUGUACCUCCAUCUGACACGUUAUCUCCUUCAAUUUCAGUAACCUGCGAAGGACAGCCAGCCAUAGCAACACAGAGUCCAUCCCCCAACCCCAUAGCAUAUGGAAACACUCAAGCGUCAAGCUCCGAAGGAGUAACACCACCUUUACCUCCUGAAAAGGGUGAAAAACCACAGGAACAGAAGCCAGCUUUACCACCAAAGCCACAAUGGAUGAAAUCUGUGCCCCCAGAAAGACCAAACACCUUACCAACUCCGGCCCCCAGUACAGCAUCUCCUCUGACACAAAAACACCCAGUUCGUACGAUGCCCCAAAACAAACGGCAAGAUGUCCCAGCUCACCAAACGAUAAACAAGUAUGCAGAUGAAGUAGAUAUAAACCAAACAAGUGUUUCAAUUGUCUCAACGAUUGAGGAUUGUAAGGAGAAAGCACAAAUGUCACUUACAAAGACAGAAGCAGAUAUCCAACUGCUAGAAAAUGAAGAUGGAAUAAAGAAAAUAAAUGCAGCUGAGGAGAUUCAGAUGUGCAAGAGGAGACAUGCAGAAGAAGGAAAGGAGGAGAUGAACACAAGUUUGCAGUCUGUUGUUCAAAAGUUUGACAGACAGAACGGUGAGGUUUCCAACCCAAGACCGGUUCUGGCAAAGAAGGUUAAAGUCACAAAUGACAGAAAAACUGAUAAAUCUGACACAAAUGGGGAAAUGUCCCAGAUUAAUAAUUCAGUCGAUGCAUGGCAGCCCCAUCUAAAAGUACAGCAGAAACCGGACUGUCAGGAUAAAGUUGUUCUCAGAGAGAAAAAAGGGAGAGAGACUGAAGACGAAAGACGACAAAGGCUCUCUAUUCACAAGGAGGAGAUCAUGAGAGAAAAUGAAGAGGCAGCUUUGGAAAUUUUUGAAAACUUAAGGAAACGGGAGGAACUCAAAGGAGUCCUGUCUCAGGUGAAGGAGAUUGAGGGAGAGUCCUCAGUGGAGGAGAAGAGCUCCGUAAAGACAUUAUAUGUUCCUGAAUGGAUGGUGUCAAGUAAAACUGCGAAGCAAAGUAAAAUGGCUGCAAAGAAAGUUGAAGCAGAAGUGCAGGAUGACGAUAUGGAAAGCAUUUCGUCCGUUGAGAUGGCAUUUGAAGAUCUGGAGAAGGCUAGCAAAGACAUACGGAAGCUGAAGGAACAAACAUUAACAAAGCUUCUCAACAUUGAAGAAACGAUUAAAAAGGCUUUGUAUUCAGUGUCUAACCUAAAAUCUGAGGCAGACAUUGCAGGACUGUCAGGGCUGUUUGACGAGUCUUUGAAAUCAGAGCAAAGCCUUCAGCCAGCCAACAACAUCAAGAAGAUAAGUAUCGUAUCAAGCAAGACCAAACCAGGCGUCCCCAAAGGGACGACGGAUUCAAAAUGUCCAAAAGAAGAAGCUCCCAAAAAACCACUUGUUAGGCAGUCAUCUUCUCAAUCCUCGCCUUCGUUUAUCUCCAUUCAUUCAGCAAGAAAGCCCAUGGAGCAACCAAAGCCAACCAUGACGACAUUCAAACCACAAACAGAUUCCGCCAAUCAUAGUUCGGAUCGUCCUCAACACCAGGUCAGCGUGCUGGAAGUCAAAACCCUGCCAGAGAAACCUGCAGGAGUAAUUGACACCAAGACGGUCAGCGAAACGUAUGAAGAAAGCGACGGCUUUGGCAACGUGUUUGUGUCUUCUGUGACCUCAACAUUCGUCUCUAACCAUUCAGACAGCAAAGCGUCUUCUCUGUUUGAAGCAAUGGGGAGUCCAACCAGAUACGAAACUGUGACUUCCCCUUUGAUGAGACGACCUGGAGGCCUCUUUGAAGAGAAAGUCUUUAGCCGCCCCAAAGAGGAAGGGACGGUUUUUGUAACUUUUAGCAGACCCAAGUAAAAUCACACAGACCUUUGUAACUUUAUAAACAUAGGUUUUCAAUCAUGUAUUAUUUCCAGUAUGUUGUAAUGAAAAGUUUUUUUUUGUUUAGCAUAAACAAAUCUUACGAGUCUUUGUCUUAUAGAUUUUAUACUGUAACCGUUGUAAAUCCUGUUAUGUUAGUUGUCAAUAAAAAAAAAGUUUAAAAAAAAUGUAGAGUGUGAAGUAACUUUAAGGUGCUGUAUGGUUUCAUUCAGGAAAUCAUAACAGAUCUGGACUGGGAUCUCGUUGAAUAAAGACAGAUCACACUGAGUUUGCACUGAUCACCAGAAUCACCCACUCUUUGCAGAAAAUGUGGAAAUUAGCAGCCAAGAAACAAUGAACAGUUGGGCCCAAUCUAAAUUCUUCCCUUCUCCCAUCCCCUUAGCCCUUCCCCUCAAUUUGAAGUGGUAGUUUAAGUGCUAGUGUGUCCGGGAUUAUUAUUUUUUUAUUUCACCCUCCAAACGUAGGGGUCCAAAGUCCGCUGUCACAAGGGUAAACCCCAUGAUUGCGCUGAGAAGCGCUUUUCUUUGUGUGGGUGUGGUCUGAAGCACAGAAGUUUACAUUUAAAUAUAAUGACUUUUUGUUGUAGAAAGUAAGAAUUUGGAUUGGACCUUACAGUUACACACAAAGUGAACUGAGAAACUAAAAUGUACAGUUAGUCAAAGUAGGCUAAGUUGCAUGAAUGGUUUCAAAGUUGCAGAAAACAACAUAAAUGCAAGCUAAAUAUGAAAUUGAUUAGUCUGUACAGUUAUCCUCUAACAGAGACUCAGUGUUGGACUUUCAUUUCACUUCUUGGUGAGUUAGCUCAUUCCAUGAACAAAUGUGAUGAUGAAAAAACUAUUAAAAAAAGAGAACAGAGAAAAAAAAUAAAAAAUGAAUACAUGAAUAAAUAAAUGGAUAAAGAAUUUAAAAAAAGGAUGCUUACAAAUCAGGCACACCCAGCUUUACAGGGGAGACAAUGUGUAAAAAAAUUACUACUCUUUCACAGAAACACUGAAAGUGAAGUCCCAUUAGUUGUGUGAAAUUUGUUCCCCGCAUUUGAUGGGGGAGCAGUGAGCUGCAGACACAGAUGCACUUGGAAACCCUUUCAGGUUCUUCUAAAUGUUUAAAAGUUCCCAGACAUAUACAUAUAUUUUUACAAGUACAAGUCAAUUCAAGUGUCAAUUAAAUUAAUUUCAUGAAAAUAAUCAAUUGCACAAAUAAUAUUGUGCCAGAAUUAGUUUAUUAUUAACUCAGGACUGAGUCAGAUUUGCCAUAAGUUUGCUUAAAAAAUAGUAAACAGCUUAGUUUUUUAAAGAUUUAAUAAAAUGUAAAAUAAAAAGGAAAUAGAAAGAUAUAUUUUCUCUAAAAUGAAAGACAAGUAAAAAAUAAAGAAAGUGCCUAAAUCGACAGCUAUGGUCUAAAUAUGGUAGAAUAGUUUCUAUGUAAGAGCAUGGAUGCUUCUUGCUAAACAAGCACUCAAAAAAAAA